AUGUCGUCUAAUGCAGGACAGAAUCCGCCUUCCGCCAAAGCAAUAAAUAUCCCAAAUGCCCCGGCCGCACCUGCAGCAUUUCACUCAACAGCUUCAAUCGAUAUCAACACUCAGCGGCGUGUAGGGGGCUCUGGGAGUUUUGGAGCAGGGUCGUCAUCAAGGAAUCUGCCCACUGCAAGGAGCACUCAGGGCCGAAAGAACCAACAUAAACACCAGAAGAAACCUCGGUUGUUGGAUGAUGAUGAAUAUAGCGAAUCGGCCGUGAUGAAAUCAACAAAUAGCCGCAAAGGACAAACGUCCAUCACUCACUUGAUGAACUUUUCUCUCCCACCGCGCCCACAGUAUCAACCACCGCCUCGCAACACUCGACGCUACAAUACAUGGGGAGCAGGAUCAGGAUAUCAUGCCGUAGACAAGGCACGCUAUGUUCAUGCCAACUACCGAUUCAUAGUCUCCCCGGAUCGAAACUACCAUUCGCAGGCAGCCAAUGCCGAUGUUCACCUGGAUUGGGCCUCAGUUCUUCAAGUGCUAGUGUCCGCACAGACCCAAGCGGCGAGCUGUCCCAUUUGUCUAUCAACGCCUGUGGCGCCACGUAUGGCUCGAUGUGGCCAUAUAUUUUGUCUUCCCUGUCUCAUUCGGUAUAUGCACUCGUCAGAUGACGACAACUCGGCCCCGGAAAAACGACCUAGGUGGAAGAAAUGCCCGAUCUGCUGGGACUCUAUAUACGCUUCCGAGGUUCGUCCUGUUCGAUGGUUCCGCGGGCAGGAGGGCGAUCUUCCCUUUGAAGGGGGGAUGUUGUUCUAA
Molecule: messenger RNA, 804 nt
Organism: Penicillium pulvis
Lineage: Eukaryota; Fungi; Ascomycota; Eurotiomycetes; Eurotiales; Aspergillaceae
Product: RING finger protein
Exons: 2
Coding region: 1-804 (267 amino acids)
Biological process (GO): positive regulation of transcription by RNA polymerase II
Molecular function (GO): transcription cis-regulatory region binding; metal ion binding
Source: RefSeq, a predicted model, not a curated record